AUGUCCAACCGCCAGCACCAGCCGCCGCCAAUGCCGGACACGCUCUCCGACGCCUUCGCCGCCGCCGUGCUCCUCUCCUCCAACGACAAGCCCGACACGCUCCCACCAGGCCGCCUCUCCCCGGUCUCCCCCCUCCCACACUCCUCCUCAAAGCACCACACCCCGAGCUCCUCCUCGGGCUCCUCCGGCUCCGUCUCCCGCGCGCCCGCCUUCGCCUCCCGCCGGAGCCACUCAGGCGAGAUCCCACUCCCCUCCGACUGCCCUCCCCGCGGCGCCGCCCGCCCGGGCCACCGCCGCACCGGCUCCGGCCCCCUCAUCUUCACCUCCAACUCCACCUCCUCCGCCACCUCCCCUCUCCCCCACACACUCCCCGCAGGCAACAUCUGCCCCACCGGCCGCCUCGCCAAACCACAGCCCACCCUCUCCACCCCGCCGCCCCCGCCCCCGCCCCGCGCCAUCCGCCACGACGUGCUCGGCUCCGGCACCGGCCACUACGGCCACGGCAGCAUCAUGCGCUCCCGCAGCGGCGGCGUGGCCGCGCCCGAGGAGGACGCCAUGGUGCGGCGCGCCUUGUCCAGCGCCGACCCGGAGGAGCUCAAGCGGGCCGGCAACGAGCAGUACAAGAAGGGGUACUUCGACGAGGCGCUCAGGCUCUACGACCGCGCGCUCGCGCUCUGCCCGGACAAUGCCGCCUGCCGGGCCAACCGGGCCGCCGCGCUCACCGGGCUCCGCCGAUUCGGGGACGCCAUCAAGGAGUGCGAGGAGGCCGUCAGGAUCGACCCUUCCUACGGGCGCGCGCACCAGCGACUCGCAUCGCUACACAUAAGGUUAGGGCACAUUGAGGAUGCUCAGAAGCACCUCUCACUGGCAACCGCGCAGCCUGACCUCCUAGAGCUGCACAAACUACAAACAGUGGAGAAGCACCUGGGAAGAUGUCUUGAUUCACGCAAGGCUGGGGACUGGAAGAGCGUGCUGAGGGAAUGUGAUGCCGCCAUUGCGGCUGGAGCUGACUCCUCUGCUCUGCUCUUUGCCUCAAGAGCAGAAGCUCUUCUCCGGCUCAAUCAGCUCGAUGAGGCUGAUAUGGCCAUCUCUAGUGCUUCCAAGUUGGAUUAUUAUUCUUCAUGCGCCUCAGACACCAAAUUCUGCGGAUUCUUUGCUAACGCGUACCUCUAUUACGCACAUGCCCAAGUUGAUAUCGCACUGGGAAGGUUCGACCAUGCUGUCUCUUCAGCUGAUAAGGCCAGGAUAAUUGAUCCAAGAAAUGUUGAAGUGAUAACAAUGCACAACAAUGUGAAAGCUGUUGCAAGAGCACGAUCUCUAGGGAACGAGCUAUUUAAAUCUGGAAACUUUUCAGAAGCUUGCGUAGCUUAUGGCGAUGGGCUCAAACAUCACCUUGUGAAUCCAGUCCUUCACUGCAAUAGGGCAGCUUGCAGGUUCAAGCUAGGGCAGUGGGAGAAGUCUGUUGAGGACUGCAAUGAAGCCCUCAAGAUUCAACCAAACUACACCAAGGCUCUGCUGAGGCGUGCAGCUUCCUAUGAUAAGAUGGAGCGUUGGGCUGAAUCUGUGAAAGAUUAUGAGGUUCUCAGAAGGGAACUCCCAGGUGACACGGAGGUGGCUGAGGCCUAUUUCCAUGCUCAGGUUGCCCUCAAAUCAUCUCGGGGUGAGGAGGUAUCUAACUUGAAGUUUGGAGGAGAGGUUGAAGCAAUUACAGGAAUGGAUCAAUUCCAGAUGGCUACUUCCUUGCCAGGUGUUUCAGUUGUCCAUUUCAUGACACCUUUGAAUCAGCAGUGCUGCAAAAUUUCUCCGUUUGUGAAUGCACUCUGCAACAAAUACCCAUCUGUUAAUUUCCUCAAGGUGGAUGUGAACGAGAGCCCUGCAGUUGCACGCGCGGAAAAUGUCAGGACGGUUCCAACAUUCAAAAUCUACAAAAACGCCGUAAGAGUGAAGGAGAUGAUCUGCCCCACCCAACAGCUGCUGGAGUACUCGGUGAGGCACUACGGGGUUUAGGCAACGAAGAGCAGUUCCGAAGUUCCCAAGCGCCUCCCGCUCCCCUCGAGCAAACCAUGGGCUAGACCUGGAGCAGAGCCAGCGGAGAUAACCUCCUUGGCGAGCGCAAAGCAUGAAAAGAAGAUGAGAGACAAGAGAGACGAGCAGCUUCCACCUCCGACCCGACCUUUUUUCCAUCCGCGCGACGACGGUCUUCCCAUUUUCGCACCCAUUUGUUGAUUACCAACUUAUUUUGUUCUUCUUCCAUUUUUCCGUGCGUACAUCAUUGUUCCCUUUAGAACAACAAAAACAUUAUCUUCCGAUUCGUGGAAGAGCGACUGUAAAUUUUCUUACUUCCAUGUUUACCGGACAAGCCCAAGGAAAGAAAAAGUAUAGAUGCCAUUUGUACUCUUUAAA
Molecule: messenger RNA, 2403 nt
Organism: Lolium rigidum
Lineage: Eukaryota; Viridiplantae; Streptophyta; Magnoliopsida; Poales; Poaceae
Product: TPR repeat-containing thioredoxin TTL1-like
Exons: 7
Coding region: 1-2007 (668 amino acids)
Cellular component (GO): cytoplasm
Molecular function (GO): protein binding
Source: RefSeq, a predicted model, not a curated record